Messenger RNA from Suillus paluster, 528 nucleotides. Its product is annotated as Sedlin. The transcript has 4 exons. The record is from RefSeq and is a predicted model, not a curated record. NCBI's taxonomy places the organism in Eukaryota, Fungi, Basidiomycota, Agaricomycetes, Boletales, Suillaceae. Gene Ontology annotation, cellular component: nucleus; cytoplasm; TRAPP complex. Gene Ontology annotation, biological process: endoplasmic reticulum to Golgi vesicle-mediated transport. Bases 1 to 528 code for a protein of 175 amino acids.
AUGUCUCAUCAUUUGUUCCUGCUCUCCCCGUCUGAUACGCCAAUAUACAGUCUGACGCAUUACUCUACUAAGCUGCCACAGCCAACGUCUUCGUCACUUUCAUCAAAUUUGCCUACAUGGUCUACUUCUGCCUUUGCGGGCACGCUCACGGCGUUGUCUGGGGCCUCUAAUGCUACACAGUCUCAUCACGUCCAAGGGGGUAGUGUAAGGAUGGGCGGAGGGCAAGAUCGACAUGUGAUACAGAUGAUUGCCAACGCAAGUUUGGAUGUUAUAGAAGAUGUCAUGCGAAAAGAAAGCGCCAUGUAUCUGAAAUCUGUAGAUAAAUUCAACGAAUGGACGGUGUCUGCCUUCAUCACUCCAGGAAACAUGAAAUUCAUCUUAUUGCAUGAGACAAAGAAUGAUGAUGGCAUUCGGUCCUUCUUUCAUGAUGUCUGGGAACUGUACCUCAAGUUCCACACGGCACAUUCUCCGAUACGCAGCAUUGUGUUUGAUACACGUGUUCGGGCGAGUGCGAAAAAAUACCUUUGA